Messenger RNA from Hyalella azteca, 2992 nucleotides. RefSeq lists its product as uncharacterized. Lineage: Eukaryota; Metazoa; Arthropoda; Malacostraca; Amphipoda; Hyalellidae. The transcript is spliced from 11 exons. The record is from RefSeq and is a predicted model, not a curated record. The coding region runs from base 87 to 1931 and encodes 614 amino acids.
UUCUGUCUAGUUCUUUCUGUCUAGUAAAGUCUGCUGCAGAUGCCGACCGCAGCCGCUGCGCUGAGUGAAAUUGGAACUUGUCAAAAAUGUCGAGUAUAAGUGCAAUGGUAACGAAAAUUUGUGAUCCUUGUAGUUAUUCUGUUAAUUUAAGUCGGAAAAUAUUGACAAAAAGACUCUUUAAAUUUAAGUCACAUUCGCCUUCAAAUAUUAACUUGCAAAAUAUUUACAAAGUUAAAAUUCGCGCAUUGCACACUACCGCAACCGGUAAUGGUUCCCGUUCAUCUAACCCUAACACGACUAUGAAAACUUCUAUAGCUGGGAAAAUAUUUAGGAGUGUAAUUUAUCUAACAAGUGGAAUUUCGGUUGCAUGUGGAACUUAUUAUGCAACCAGUGACAACAUUGGGAAAAGAAAAUUACGUGUUGCUGCUGAAGGAGGAUUGAGAUUUGUAAGAUCAGUACGCAUUGGGCUGACGAUAUCUUUGGACUAUUGGUGGCAGACUUAUGGAGAGGAUGACACUUCUGAUGAAUAUCUUGAGAGAUUAGAUGCCUGUCACCAGAGAGCAGCUGAAAGAAUACUAGAUGCAUGUCUCAAGAAUGGAGGGUUGUACAUAAAGUUGGGGCAGGGGCUUGUCUCAAUGAAUCACAUACUUCCAAAGCAGUACCUCGAUACUCUGAAGGUUCUUCAAGACCAGUGUCUGACACGCCGCAGUGCAUCUGAAGUUCAGGAGUUGUUUAUGGAAGAUUUUGGUGUACCUCACACCGAUCUCUUUGAUGAGUGGCAAGAAGAACCGAUUGCUGCUGCCAGCCUUGCUCAAGUAUUUGUUGCCAAAACAAAGCAAGGUGAAGAGGUAGCGGUUAAGGUGCAGUAUAUUGACCUCCAAGAUCGUUUCAGUGGUGACGUGGCUACCAUAGAACUUCUACUUGAUGUCAUUCAGUGGAUGCAUCCCAAGUUUGCUUUCAAGUGGGUCUUUAAGGACUUACGUCACACCUUGGAGCAGGAGCUGGACUUCCUUCACGAGGGCAGCAACUGUGAGAAGUGCAUGCGCCAGCUGAGCCAUCUGCCGUACGUGCGCGUUCCUCGCGUGCAUUGGGACCUCUGCAGUAAACGUGUCUUGACGGCAGAGUUCAUCCGCGGGCACAAAGUGAGCGACGUGGAGGGCAUGCUUGGUGACGGCCUCUCCCUUGCCGACGUCGACACGAAGCUCAUUAAUGCCUUCGCUGAACAGAUCUUCCAUACUGGAUUUGUUCAUGCUGAUCCGCAUCCUGGUAACAUUUUGGUGCGUGCCAGCAGUCGUGUGGUGGGAGCAGAGAUAGUGCUACUGGACCACGGUCUGUACCAGGACUUGCCCUCCACAGUACGACAGCCGCUGUGCCGCCUCUGGGAGAGCAUCGUGCUGGGUGACCACGCCGCUAUGAAGCGUUACUCGAGCCAGCUCGGCGUCACUGACGGUUACCGAUUUUUCUGCAUGUUUGUGGCACAGCGCUACAUUGCUCCUGAAGGGUCAAGUCGUAGCGAAAACGAGUUUUUCUCCCAGACUGGGCCUAAACAAUUCUCCAGAGCACAGUACAAGAAAUUGUCUGCGGAAGACAAGGAGAAAAUGCAGAAACGAAUCGAAGAAGCUCGUGCUAUGAUUGAAACAGCCUUCCAUAACUUACCCACCGAACUCUUCCUCGUUCUCAGGAACAUCAACACGGUGCGAGCGGUGACGCGCGACCACGGUUCUCCUGUGGACAGAUACUCCCUGAUGGCGAGGGCGGCGACGCGCGGAGCUCUGUUGUCACCUGACGCGUCCUGGGCAACGCGCCUGAGAGCGCUGCUCAGGCAGGCGCGCUUCGAUCUCGUCUUGAGGUACGAAAUGGUGAAAAUGUGGAUUCUCCAGAAAAUCCUACAGUUCACAGGCCUCUUGCCAGAUCGUAGCUUGCUGACUUAGUGGUAAUAACCUCUCUCCGUCACCCGACCAUUUCCUGCAGCGAUGGUACUUGACCAACUCAAAGCACUUCUUCUGUUCUUUACUGUGAAUGACAUUUUUUGCCAUUUCACCACGCUGUCGAUGAUAGUGACUACGUUCGUAUUUGAUACGCUAAUAAACUCUUCCUAUGGUUAGUCUAAGGUGUUUAACAGACGGGAAUUUUCACGUAUCAAAUACAGCUGUUAACUAAGUAUAAGUAAAGGCAUACAUAUGGUUUCUUGUUGCUUCUCUGUUGGUAAUUUCUUUGCUAGGCGAGGUGACGUUUGGUGCUGAGUUCUGCAGCACCAAAUCUACGAGGCAACUAUCGACUGUUAUUUUGUCCUCACGAAUUUGUUUCCUUCUAAUUUAUGUUACCAACUUCAAUUAAAAUAAUGAACGUUUUCUGAUGAUUGUUGCGACGAAAGAUAAGCAACAAUUCCUGAUAAAAUUAUGCUCAUUGAUAUUGUUUUCUAAAAUGAUGUAGAAAAAAUAAAUUUACGAAUAAAAAUGUCCGUUUGAAGCGAUUAGUUUGUUACAAAUGUUAAUUUUUUGGUAUAUGGCAAAAUAGGUAUAUGAAUAUAUUAUUGAUCUAGAAAAGACUCGUUCUGUAUCAUGUCUGAGCCUUAGUUCAGACUAGUCACACCAAACAAAUACGGUUUCACGUUCACAAUCAAUAAAAUAUGCUUUAUGUUAAUCAUUGACCUAGGAUAAUUUGUAAAAUAAAUUCAAGCAAUUCAAAUGUAAUAAAAUAAUUUAUCUUAUUAGAGUUUCAUCUUACCUUAUAUCAGCUAGCGUUAAUAAAUGCUCGUAACACCCCAUGAAAGAACUGCUAAUUAGUCCUGAAGUUACAAGUGAAAAUCCGGGAUAUAGAUGCAUAUUGAACUACGAAGCAAGAUGAUAGAUUAUGCAAGAGCGCUACAGAUUUUAGCACAGAAGAAUACAUUGACGUGAUAAUUUCAGCCCGCGUUUUAUUCAUGGAACACACAAGCAAAUAAUGUACUUCUUUGAAUAAAAUUUGCACAAUUGAACGAAUGUUUACCAAA